AUGCUGUUUUGGCACAGCCAGCCGGAGCACCUGUGGCCCAGCCCCGGGGAACUGUACCCCGGGCCACCAAGCAGCUUGCUCAGGGAGGCCUUGCCCUUGCCCUACCUGAAGCAGGAAGAGCCGCCCAACAUCCCCCGUGCGGAACCGCCCUGCCCCGCCUUCCAGUACGUGCUCUGCGCAGCUACCUCGCCAGCUGUGAAGCAGCAGGAGGAGACCCUCACCUACCUGAACCAGGGCCAGUCCUAUGAGGUGAGGAUGCUCUGCAACCCCAAACUGGGCGAUGCCACCCAGGGGCCCCGGCUGCUGAAGAGUGUGGUGCGUGUGGUUUUCCACGACCGGCGCCUGCAGUACACGGAGCAGCAGCAGCUGGAUGGGUGGAGGUGGAGCCGGCCUGGGGACCGCAUCCUGGACAUAGAUGUGCCACUGUCCGUGGGGGUGAUAGAACCCCAAGUGCUACCCUCACAACUCAACACGGUGGAGUUUUAUUGGGACCCGGCCAAGAGGACCUCCCUCUUUCUGCAGGUUCACUGCAUCAGCACUGAGUUCACUCCUAGGAAAAAAGGUGGAGAGAAAGGUGUUCCCUUCCGCCUUCAGAUCGACACUUUCAAGCCCUGUGACAAGGAGCUUUCGCCGGAGCACCUGCAUUCAGCUGGCUGCCUCAUCAAGGUGUUUAAGCCCAAAGGAGCUGACCGGAAACUGAAAACUGACCGGGAGAAGAUUGAGAAACAGCCCGUGCAUGAGAGAGACAAGUAUCAGACAGCCUGUGAGAGCACAGUCUUCAUGGAGUGUUCACCGUGGCCAGAGCCCAGUUCGGGACCCCACCCGCCUCUGAGCCCUCUUGCUCUGACCUCCCCCAACUCCUGCAAGCUCCCCCCGGAGAGGUGAGGCAGGACGAGCACCUUCCGUCAGCCCUUGGGGGUGAGAAUGAAGAGAAGAGCCCCUCAGCCUAGGCAGCGGGGGAGGGGCCGGCCUGAGGGUGCAGCUGAGGCAGCUUCUGGGGAACACGUGGGUGACACCGGGACAGGCCUGGGGAAGGAUGAGGGGGGCAGGAGACUGGCCGCACUGUUUCCCUGAGCCUGACUCCCUGCUCCCCACAGGCUCUGCUCCUCACCACCAUUCGCCUUGGACACCUUGGGGGGCAGCCCAGCCCAGGUGAGUCUUUCCUUUCCACACUCCCACACCCCCUAUUGCAAAGCCUUCUCAGCAGUGUCACCUCACUCUCCAGAAUAGGGUGGCCCUGCCCCCUGGUGGGGAGAUGUGGUAUGGCCACAGAUAGUCAAAUGGUUCGCGGAUGGCACUGGGCACUUGCCUCCGCCAGGAUGAGCCUCCCGUCUCAGACUUGGGACCUCCAAGGGCAGGGGCCAUGUUUCCCCUCCACCUUGUUCUCAGUCCGUGGGUCCACGGUGUUAUCUGGACCGCUCUCUUUAUACCUCAGGAUCUGAACCCUGGAGCCUCCAUCCUAGAGACACAGCAGUGGUUGCAUCGGCACCGGUUCUCCAACUACUGUCGGUCGCUGGCCAAUUUCACUGGUGAGGCUGGGGUCUGGUAGGGACCUGACCUGUAGGGGACUGAGGGCAGACAGUCGGGCAGGAAGCCUGUCUCUGUCCUGGCUUGCUGUGUGACCUUCAACUAACUUCUAUGUAGAACUAAGAGUUGGCAAGCACACUAUGCUGGCUAGGCUCUCUUCUCGUGUAUUAUCCCAUACAAUUUAUACACUACCCCUGAGGACAGGGCUCAGAGAGGUUAAAUAACUUACCCAAGGACACACAGCUAGCAAGUGGCACAGGUGGGAUUUGAAUCCAAGUCUGGUUCCCAUGUCUGGGCAUACCAGGGCUAUUUGUAGACUAAUGUUGGAUUGUAUCCCUUGCCACCCUUGAUCCCAGUGCUCUCUUCCCCUAAUCUAGCCCUGUCUGACUCUGCAGGCACUGAUCUGCUGAAGCUUACCCGCCAGGACCUUAUCCAGAUCUGUGGAGCUGCCGACGGGAUCCGCCUUUUCAAUACUCU
Molecule: messenger RNA, 2004 nt
Organism: Orcinus orca (killer whale)
Lineage: Eukaryota; Metazoa; Chordata; Mammalia; Artiodactyla; Delphinidae
Product: transcription factor CP2-like protein 1
Exons: 8
Coding region: 1-885 (294 amino acids)
Biological process (GO): regulation of transcription by RNA polymerase II
Cellular component (GO): nucleus
Molecular function (GO): DNA-binding transcription activator activity, RNA polymerase II-specific; RNA polymerase II cis-regulatory region sequence-specific DNA binding
Source: RefSeq, a predicted model, not a curated record